GACUGAUGUGCAUUGUAGGAUUGUGCCACAGUUUGUUAGAAUGGGGUUCUUGCAAGGUGUGUUAGUGUUGGUUGUGAUUGUGGCUUUUGACCUGAAGAGUGCACUGGGAAGUUUGAAACACCGUCAAAGUCCAAGCAGCACAAAGCCGCAAUCAGCUCCAGCUUCCAGAGUUCCUGAUCUUUCUUCUCAAGGGUUCCUGAAUCCUUUCCAAAAGGCUUCUCAGCUUCCGAGUCUUGACUACAGAAAAUUUGCGCAAGACCCUCUUGGUCUUCAGGAGAAGCAGCUGUUGCAGGGUCCAGUCAAGCCUUUGGACUGGAAGUUUCCCAUCGUUCCAGAGGUGCAACGUGAGUUGGCGGUGAACUUCCAGUUGAGGCAACCUUUGACUCCCAGUAGUUUGGCUGUUCAAUGCAGUGAGAGCCGGGUUCAUGUGGAGGUGAAGAAGGAUAUGUUUAGCAAUGGUCAACUGAUCCAGCCAUCUGGUUUGUCUAUGGGAGGCUGUCCUGUUGUUGGUGAGGACUCUGCCUAUGGGGUGCUCAUCUUUGAAUAUGCACUACAGGACUGCAAUAGUGUGCUGAUGAUGACUGAAGAUGAGCUAGUCUACACCUUUGCUCUUACCUACACCCCUGUGGCAUUUGCUGGCACGUCGAUUACCCGUACUGGGUACAGUUGUUGGCAUUCAAUGCCACUAUCAAAGGCUCCAUAAUGUGAGCAGUAAAGCUUUGAGGUCAACUUGGGUUCCUUAGGCUUCAAUGGAGGUUGCCGAAGACGUCUUGGUGUUCUCCAUGAACCUCAUGCUGGAUGACUGGGCCAUUCAGAGGCCUUCAAAUGUGUACUACUUGGGUGACCUUAUUAAUAUUGAGGCAUCUGUGAAGGUGUACAACCACGUCCCCCUGCGUGUGUUUGUGGACCGCUGUGUGGCCACCCAAGUACCUGAUGUGACUUCUGUUCCGAGAUAUUCCCUCAUUGAAAAUCAUGGGUUAAAGUCCUGUCACUUCUCUAGAAUGG
Molecule: messenger RNA, 1005 nt
Organism: Carassius gibelio (silver crucian carp)
Lineage: Eukaryota; Metazoa; Chordata; Actinopteri; Cypriniformes; Cyprinidae
Exons: 4
Coding region: 41-703 (220 amino acids)
Biological process (GO): positive regulation of acrosome reaction; binding of sperm to zona pellucida; egg coat formation
Cellular component (GO): extracellular matrix
Molecular function (GO): acrosin binding
Source: RefSeq, a predicted model, not a curated record